Molecule: messenger RNA, 1226 nt
Organism: Paramacrobiotus metropolitanus
Lineage: Eukaryota; Metazoa; Tardigrada; Eutardigrada; Parachela; Macrobiotidae
Exons: 3
Coding region: 81-1163 (360 amino acids)
Source: RefSeq, a predicted model, not a curated record
UCAUGCACAAAAACUAGACGUUGUACAUAUUCAAGCAAAGCCUCGACGAUACAUCUUUUCUGCUCCUUCCAACAGCGACAAUGUUCUGGAAAAUAUUUACCUUUCUGGUGCACGUCAGCCUGUCUGUCGCGCAAAACUAUGCCGGAAACACGGCAAUGUCCUUAUCGGACAUUGUAGAUAUGAGUACAUUUAAGCAAGUAUCACAGUCAACCGAGGCGAUAUUCCACGAAGGACCGGUGUUUGUGGAGACGACCAAUGAGCUCUACUUCUCGUCCAACCGUUUUACCGACAGCAGCGGUGGACAGAACAUCCGCAUUUCCAAACUGAAUGUGACCACGCCCAAUGCCACGCCGGUCACAGUGACAACCAAUCCCCCGAUUCUGAUGGCUAAUGGAGGUGCACGCAUUAAUCUGAAGGAAAUUGUCUAUUGUUCGCAAGGGUAUAACUCGACGCCGGGAUCAUUGAUGAGGCUGAAUAUCGAAACACUCGUGGCUACAAAAAUCCCUUUGCAAAUUGUGCGGCCUUUCGGGACCGCAGAUCCAAACCCAGAUUUUAGCAGUCCAAACGAUGUUGUUUUAAGCGACCAGUACGAUGGCUACUUUUUCACCGAUCCACCAUAUGGAUACUAUCAAAACUUCCGUCCCGAGAACACCAUGCCGCCUGCUGUUUAUUUCGCCGACAGACGAAGUUUGAAUGUCACACGCAUUUGGUUUUUUCCCUCGAACUACCGGCCAAAUGGGCUUUCGCCGUCCGCCGACGGAUCUCGGUUGUAUGUCGCCAACUCAGGAUUCCAAAUCGGCAACGGUUCAACGGACCCGACCGUUCCCAUUGUCAUGCACGUCUUCGCCAUGUCCAAAGGCAGCAAGGGUGUUCCCGUGUUGACCGAGAUGGAUCCCAUUUCCACGGGCACCGGCGUCGGUGUGCCGGAUACGGUCAAAGUGGACGAGAAGGGCAACAUUUACGUGACCGUCAGCAAUGGAGUCCGCGUGUACACCCCGGGAGGAGUGUAUAUCGACACCAUCGUCAUUCCGUCCGCCGGACCAGUGGCCAAUAUUGCCUGGGCGGGGAAGACAUUGUACAUCUUAGCGGAAACGUUUUUGUAUUCGGUGCAAGCAAAAAACGGAGCGGCACCGUUGCAUGAUAUUAAUAACACAAACUGGUGAUACAAUAAAUGUUUUCCUUUCCAAAAUUAUUUAUAAAUUUUUAAAAUUUCGUGCACAGGCGUG